GUUUUUGCUGGAUUUAUCCAUCUAAAAACACAUGACUUUGAACUUCGGGGGCGGCGGUGGAGCUGGCAAGGACGACAAGGACCGCAGGAGCGAGCCCUCGGCUUGUCGCUCACCAUGCCGACCGUGGAAGAGCUCUACUGCAACUAUGGCCUCCUAGCCGGUGCCACGAGCCAUGGGCAGCAUAGAGAUGCCUAUCAAGUGAUCUCGGAUGGUGUGAAAGGUGGUACCAGGGAAAAAAGGUUAACAGCUCAGUUUAUUCCAAAAUUCUUUAAGCAUUUUCCAGAAUUGGCUGAUUCUGCUAUCAAUGCACAGUUAGACCUCUGUGAGGAUGAAGAUGUACAAUUCGAUGGCAAGCAAUCAAAGAGCUUCCUCAGUUUUCCAGUGGCAGAUAUUCUUCCCUGAGUAGCAGAUAUUCUAACCCAACUUUUGCAAAUGUAUGACUCUGCAGAAUUUAGCUUAGUGAACAACGCCCUAGUAAGUAUAUUUAAGAUGGAUGCAAAAGGGACUUUAGGUGGCUUAUUCAGCCAAAUCCUUCAAGGAGAAGACAUUGUUAGAGAACGAGCAAUCAAAUUCCUUUCUGCAAAACUUAAGACUUUACCAGAUGAGGUCUUAACAAAGGAAGUAGAGGAACUUAUACUAACUGAAUCCAAAAAGGUCCUAGAAGAUGUGACCGGUGAAGAAUUUGUCCUGUUCAUGAAGAAACUGUCUGGGUUAAAGAGCUUACAGAGUGGAAGACAGCCACUUGUAGAGUUGGUGGCUGAACAGGCUGACCUAGAACAAACCUUCAACCCGUCAGAUCCCGACUGUGUGGACAGGCUCUUACAGUGCACUCGGCAGGCGGUACCCCUCUUCUCGAAAAAUGUGCAUUCCACAAGGUUUGUGACUGACUUCUGUGAGCAGGUUCUCCCUAACCUCAGCUCCUUAACUACUCCAGUGGAGGGUCUUGAUAUACAGUUAGAGGUAUUGAAACUGUUGGCGGAAACGAGUUCAUUUUGUGGUGACAUGGAAAAGCUAGAAACAAAUUUAAGGAAACUGUUUGAUAAGCUCUUGGAGUACAUGCCUCUCCCUCCAGAAGAAGCAGAAAAUGGGGAGAAUGCUGGUAAUGAAAAACCUAAGCUGCAGUUCAGUUAUGUGGAAUGUUUGUUGUACAGCUUCCACCAGUUGGGUCGAAAACUUCCAGAUUUCUUAACAGCCAAACUGAAUGCAGAAAAACUCAAAGAUUUUAAAAUUAGGCUGCAGUACUUUGCACGGGGCCUGCAGGUUUAUAUCAGACAACUUCGCUUGGCUCUCCCGGGUAAAACAGGCAAGGCCUUAACAACAGACGAGAACAAGAUAAAAGUUGUUGCAUUGAAAAUAACAAAUAACAUCAGUGUUUUAAUCAAGGAUCUCUUCCACAUUCCUCCCUCUUAUAAGAGCACAGUAACAUUAUCCUGGAAACCUGUACAGAAGGUUGAAAUUGGGCAAAAGAGAGCCACUGAAGAUACAACUGCUGGUUCACCACCCGAGAAAUUUCCAGCAGGACCAAAAAAUGAUGCAAGGCAGAUUUAUAAUCCUCCUAGUGGGAAAUAUAACAGCAAUUUGGGCGACUUUAAUUAUGAGAGGAGCCUUCAGGGGAAGUAGAGGUGGCAGAGGUUGGGGAGCAGGAGGAAAUCGUAGUCGGGGAAGACUCUACUGAAUAAGACAUCACAUUCUUCAGCAUCGUCAUGAGUUAACACACU
Messenger RNA from Myotis davidii, 1718 nucleotides. Its product is annotated as apoptosis inhibitor 5-like. NCBI's taxonomy places the organism in Eukaryota, Metazoa, Chordata, Mammalia, Chiroptera, Vespertilionidae. The record is from RefSeq and is a predicted model, not a curated record. Gene Ontology annotation, biological process: negative regulation of apoptotic process. Gene Ontology annotation, molecular function: RNA binding. Gene Ontology annotation, cellular component: nucleus.